AUGCCUGUAGCUCGAGCAUUAGCAAACGUACAGGGGAACUGGCCAAUUAUCGCCUGGCCCAUUUGCUUGGCCAGAUUCAACUGUGCCGCAGAGCCAAGCUUUGACCACACGUCGCCUCUGACCUGCAUCCUCGUUCGCGCAUACAUUAUUGAUACAGUAUUCAAUACCGGGAAGCGCCAACACACGAUUGACCUUAGUUGUCAUUUUCGCUCUUUUCUGCUCCAAAAAUCAAUUCAUGAUGCAGAAGUUAUAUCGGCUGGGUCCAACAUUGGAGCAGAGUGGACCACAAGAUUUUUGUCCCCGUUUGAAGGCUCGAGUCGUUCCGUCGUUGCAGCGGCUGAGGUGGAGGACGUGUCCAUGUGCAUAUCGGGCGGCCUCACGAGGAGAGGAUGGAUGGACCCAAAGGGCCCAAUUGUGACAUCCGCUGCGACCAAUCUGAGUGCAAGAAAUGAUCAGCAGUUCGCCGGAGUUGACCCCAGGACUUUUUGGCUGUCGGCGUUCAUCGACAAAACAGAGAACAACCCCUACCGCUCCAGCAUGGCUGAAUCCGAGACCCACUCGGACAGUAUCGCUAGCCACCCCAGAUUUAGCAUAGAAAGGUGGGUGUUCGACGGACUUAACCACGGACUUCCCUACCUGGGAGGUGCAGGAUGUAUAAUCUGCGCUCUGCGCUGGUUGUUUGGCGCCAACCAUGCGCGCGUGCUCGAAGCCGCAGGACGUAUCUCUAUGAUAGCGUCUUCCACCAUAGCAUCCAGGACGCCCCUCGAGAGCCUUGCUCUGCGAACUCGCCUUGUCAUUCGCAUAUUGUCGACGCAUAUUGGCAGCAUGUCAUAUCCAGCACUCACACAUGGUACAGAGGUGACCUCGUGGAUACCAUUCACUACGCCUUUCACCGCCCCACAGUCCUGCUCAUCACUCUUCAACGUCUACGCGGCUGGCGAUCUCGCCGCAUUCGAUCCGGUCUGGGGUGUAUCAAUUGAUACAAAAGACAUCUGCCAGCCGCCUGCUGUUACGACAUGGAGGCUUGCAAAAUUUGCCCAGGAGGAUUUCAAACCGGCGCCUCAUCAAUCAUCGUCAAUGGAGCCAGCUCGACGACGUUGGCAUUCUGUUGUCCAAGGUAAACAACGCCAGAGACAUACACUCAGCAUGAGCAGAAGAGCUGGAUAUUCCGUCGCAAACCCAGGAACCGGCACGAACUUUGGCAACUGCCAGUCUGAGGUAACUGCUGGGCAAGUGAUAACUCUGGGCUUGUCACGCGGGAGUGGCUAUACGACCAGCGUCUCGACGGUCGCCUCGGCGAUUGACGUGGGCGCCAUUGCUGUGCAAGGCUACGCAAUUCCCACGACCGCGACUAGGACAUCGACUAGCAGUAGCUCUUCGAAAUACACGGUCAGGACCUUAGGCAGUAAUGCAUCCCCGACCGACAGUGCAUCAUCACCCAGCAGUGAGUCACCGACCAGCAGUGCGUCACCGACCAGCGCAGUUCCUUUGCCGACUUCCUCGAACAACGACGAUGAUCUUUCGACUGGCGUGAAAGCUGGCAUUGGUAUUGGCGCUGCUCUUGGUUUCAUUGGCAUUGUCGCGCUCAUAGUAGCUCUUGUUGUCAUCCGGCGCCGUCACCAAAAGCAAUCGAGACCGCAAGCUUCAGGACAAGGCGCGUUCAUCGAUCGGCAUGGUGAAGGGGACUGUGAGGACCAAAUCGGUCAAGAGCCAAAGAAGGGUCCGCAGUAUCCAAGCGACAACACGUGGAGCGAGCUAUCGUCUGGACAGCACAUGGGUGAGCUAGACGCGACUCCUCUGCCAGCUGAGCUUGAGGGAAACAGUGAAAUCAGACACGGCCGGCGCAUGGCGUUUUCCCGGGUCCCUCCGGCGGAGUGGUUCAAGGCUCGGUGGUAUCUCGAUGCUGUUCAUGGUGAAAGGUAAAUGAUAGCUGUGUAUGACUUGAAAUCAACCUGUGCCAUUUCGUAUUCUGACUUUGAUGCAUGCAGACAUCAGUGUCUCGAUGCACAUUCAUUUCCAUGUUGAGACCGUCUUGGUUUAGAUGUCGCACCCAUCUUCAUCGUGAUCAGUAGAGUGCAUGGUGAUGAGGCAAAAAGUUGACUGCUCAGCUAUAGCUCCCUCUCACGCAUGCAAGUGAGUCGACCCAUUCCUUCCUGUGCUCUGAGGCUUGGAUUUGGAUUCGGAAGCGAUUGCUCUCGACACCUCUCCGCUCCAGUUAGCAUCGGUCAAAGACAUUAGAAAUUCCAGCUUUUGAUGUUUCGUGUAGUUGGCCGGCUGGCUCUGGUGAGUUGAGAUGGAGGCAGGUAGGACGCC
Pseudocercospora fijiensis CIRAD86 is the source of this 2313-nucleotide messenger RNA. RefSeq lists its product as uncharacterized. The transcript has 15 exons. Bases 1 to 1923 code for a protein of 640 amino acids. The record is from RefSeq and is a predicted model, not a curated record. NCBI's taxonomy places the organism in Eukaryota, Fungi, Ascomycota, Dothideomycetes, Mycosphaerellales, Mycosphaerellaceae.